UAAAAUGUGCAGCUGUUUCUGUUUUGGUUGCAAAGGUUGUUUAAUAAUGUUGCGGCGCAUCCCAAAAUUGCCCUGGUUUCCAAGUGUGAGCUGCACAACGAAAAUCACAGCAAUACAACCACAACAUAACUGGCGCAACAUAGCCACAGUCCAGGAGCCGGCAGUAAUAAAAACAAAGACUGAGGUCUCUACUGAGAAAACGACUGAAUGGCGUACAAUAUAUAAACUGCCCAUUAUACGCCUUGUGUCCGCCUUCAACCGAUUGAAAAUCUACCAAGCUUUGCUUACCGCCGCUGGUACACCGCUGGCAUUUGCACUUGGGGAAGCUGGGCAUAUAUCCACUCAUGCAGCUAGUGUUUGUGCUUCUAUUGGCGUCACCGGACUCAUUACGCUUACGUUGGGCAGCUAUGCUGCUAAAAACCUAGUUGGCUUUAUUUAUAUAAAUGAACCGGAGGACCAUUUGAAGUUGGCCUAUGUUGAUUUUUGGGGACGUAGAAAGGAGACGCUGAUUGCCAUCGAUGAUAUACCGACAGUUUGGGAUCAGAGCGGCCCACCUCGCUUUAGUUUCUAUCAAUUGAUAAGUGAUCCCAAUUGUUCAAAUCGUCGCUACAAAUUGUUACAUCGUUUAGGAACUGUAACCGAUCCCCAGUUGUUUGUUGGUCUUUUUGGGGAAUGAGCUGGGUUGAAGGAUAUUAUCAAUUUAAUUAUAUUAAAAGAAAAUUAUGUAAA
This is a messenger RNA of Scaptodrosophila lebanonensis, 729 nucleotides long. RefSeq names its product transmembrane protein 186. NCBI's taxonomy places the organism in Eukaryota, Metazoa, Arthropoda, Insecta, Diptera, Drosophilidae. The transcript has 2 exons. The record is from RefSeq and is a predicted model, not a curated record. Bases 5 to 676 code for a protein of 223 amino acids. Gene Ontology annotation, cellular component: mitochondrion.